AUGUCCCACAACGGCACGAGCUCGCAUCCACAACCGCAGCCGCAGCCGCAAUCGCAGCCGCUUCAGCAGCAGCAGCAUCUCCCGCGACCGCACUCGACUCCAGUCAAGCGCAGGAGGCGAACCGGUCACGGCCCUGAUGCGCGUUCCUGUCCACACUGUGGGCGAACGUUCAAGCGCACCGAGCACUUGGAGCGCCACGUGCGAACGCACACCAAGGAGAAGCCUUUCAUCUGUCGGUGUGGAGCUGCCUUUGCCCGGCGUGACUUGCUGACCCGCCAUCAGCGGAUCGCUUUCCACGAGGAUGGAUCCGAGUCUCCGGGGGUCCCAUCGGAGCCGGACUCUGGAGAAAACCAAGGGCCUAUCGAGGCUGAUCUGGCUGCGGCUGUCUCCCUCUCGGGAAUGAGCGUGAAUCACUGGGCACAGCAACAACCAACUGCACCACCGGCAGACUUGUAUCCUAUGGCAGUCCCAAGAAACGGCGCUCUCGUAGAUGCCUCAUACCAACAGGCUCUACUCGGAGAACAGUUCUACGAAAAUGGUAAUCAAGAUGCCGUGGGAUUUGAUGCCCACUUCAGGGAGUUUGCCAACUUUCUCGAUGGUGUUGGCCUGCCAGCAGAAUGGAGUCCUUACUUCCACGGCCCUGACAGAGAUCACGAAGUUGCCGACACGACGGUGAGAAUGUCACGAGAAGGGACUGCUACACCGGGGACACGGAAUAGUAGGACUCGGCCGGGAACCCCCUUCAGUUCAUGGCUGCCAUCAGCGCCUACUGGCAACCGGAUAUCCGAAACAUUGCCAGAUACAAAUCCGCGGUCUGUCGACAUCGAGUCGCAGCCGUACCGUAUUUCAGAUGAACAGCGGUGUCGUCUUACUAGCUCCAUCGAAACUUUUCGAGACGUUCUCGAUCCAGACUUUAAGUUUCCAUCACGGCACGCUCUCUCACGCUACCUGACCUCCUUCUUUGAAGGCUUCCACUCUCAUAUGCCUUUUAUCCACACACCAACGUGGCGAGUCGCUGAGCAUUCUCUUGAACUCAUCCUCGGUCUUGCGGCAGUCGGUGCCCAGUAUUGCUUCGAGCAUCGCAUGUCCGAGAGACUCUUCCAUGCAGGCAAGGCUAUCCUCAUGGAGAGACUGAUGCACGAGUCUGAGACGUUCGAUGCCAAGACUGGUUCAUCACUCAAUCCUCACAAUCUAUCACCACAACGCCGCGCCUCAAGGGGCUUCAAGGAGAGAGACUGGGGUCCAUGGGAACCACUAGAGACAGUUCGGGCCCUGAUUGCCCUCAUGGGCUACGCCACCUGGGAACCCAAGGUGUCUCUGCUGCAAGAAGCGUUCGCUCUACAGGCACUAUUGGCGCAGAUUCUUCGCGAAAUCGGUCUCCACGAAGAGGAUGUUUCUCAGCUUGCUGCCGACCAGACCACGCCGCAAGCCGCCUGGCAAGCAUGGGUGCGACAGGAGUCGACGCGCCGAGCUAAGCUCAUCGCCUUCUCCUUCAUGCAUACUCACAGCAUCGCGUACAAUGUGUAUCCUGUGCUGCGUAGCAACGAAGUAGGCCUGCGACUCCCUUGCUCGACUGGAGAGUGGAAAGCGCAGUCGGCGUGCCAGUGGCAGACUGCUCGCCAGGAGACUGAGAAGCAACAGCUGUAUUUCCAAGAUGCUCUAUCCCUGCUUCUGAGGAAUACGGACGGCACCGCUCCUGUCGACCCCAUUCCAACACCACUGGGUAACUAUAUCCUCUUGCACGGGCUACUCCAGAGGAUCUACAUUGUUCGCGAUCUGUCCCUCCCAGUCAUGGAUCAAUCGGCGUCUCUACCCAGUGAGGAGGUUGACAAGCUCGAACGAGGCCUCCGCUCCUGGACUGCAGGAUGGCAGCAAGCCCCCGAAUCCAGCCUUGAUCCCAACAACGAGAAUGGACCCAUCCCCUUCACAUCCAGCUCUUUGCUUGGCCUCGCAUAUGUGCGCAUCUAUCUUCACCUCGGACCAUACCGGCUUCUCGAAGCUCGAGACCCAAUGCGUAUCGCCAAGGCCAUCAGCCGCUCUCCUGCCGUGGAGAGGAGUGGCGGCGUCAUCACCGCGCUACUGUACGCUGCCCAUAUGCUCAGCAUCCCUGUGCGACUCGGCGUCGACCGUGUCGCGCGUAGCCAGGCAUUCUUCUGGAGUGUCCGUCACUCGCUUUCGGGGCUGGAGUGUGCCGUUCUGCUUAGCAAAUGGCUCUCGUCACUUACCGAAUCUGUUGCCACGACACCGCUGAGUGAUAGCGAAGACCGGAUCUUACACUGGGUCCGAUGUAUUGUCGAAGAGGCGUACGACGUUGUUGAUUUUGAUGACGAUGAGCCCGACGCAUCAACAGAUCGAGAUCCUGCCUCACUUAGCCUGGCGGUUCUAAGAAUAUGGGCACAUUUCUUCAAGAGCAACACCCAAUGGCCUUUUAUCAACAUCAUGGGCAAGAGCUUGGAGAAUGAAGCGAUGCAGCAUGACAUCAUCACGAAGAUGGCAAAGGGAGUCAACGUGAACAGAAGUGCAAGGAGGACGGCUUUCCAUGAAUUUGGCUUCAAGCCCGUCCUCCACGGUCUAGAUUCUCGGACCAAGCCAAUCCACUGGAUGUUCUUCGGGAGAGCCGCUAGUGCAACUUGGCCCGAAGUGAACGCAAAUGCCCAGUCGCCUCCUACGCCUCUCACUCGCCAAGAUUGGAACGAGCUCUUCAGGCCGUACAACGCGGUGGCCAACCUGUCGUAUUUCUGGGCAUUGCAGCUAAUCGAUGGCUAUCCCGAGGCAAGGAUCUUUCUCACAGAGCGCGACUUUGACAAGCCGUUUCCGCGUUUCGAUAGCCAAGCCAUCCAGCCGCUGUUCGGGCCAUGGGUUGACGUGUUGCUUAAGGGGGUGAGUAUGGUGAUUGGCGACAGGGCUGGAUUCGUAAUGCAAGAGACUGGCCGCGAUGUCUUUAAUGGUACGCGGACAAUCGAGGAACUGCAUCGUCGAGCCCUAGAUGACUUCAGACAGCACUCAAAGCGCAUGAAGGCUCACGUGGCGCCUAAGAGACUCCUACUGCAUCGCGAUGGCGACUAA
Messenger RNA from Colletotrichum orchidophilum, 3066 nucleotides. RefSeq lists its product as uncharacterized. Gene Ontology annotation, biological process: DNA-templated transcription; regulation of transcription by RNA polymerase II. Lineage: Eukaryota; Fungi; Ascomycota; Sordariomycetes; Glomerellales; Glomerellaceae. Gene Ontology annotation, molecular function: DNA-binding transcription factor activity, RNA polymerase II-specific; RNA polymerase II cis-regulatory region sequence-specific DNA binding; zinc ion binding. The transcript is spliced from 8 exons. The record is from RefSeq and is a predicted model, not a curated record. The coding region runs from base 1 to 3066 and encodes 1021 amino acids. Gene Ontology annotation, cellular component: chromatin.